Messenger RNA from Strongyloides ratti, 354 nucleotides. Its product is annotated as 40S ribosomal protein S25. Gene Ontology annotation, cellular component: cytosolic small ribosomal subunit. Gene Ontology annotation, molecular function: structural constituent of ribosome. Bases 1 to 354 code for a protein of 117 amino acids. The record is from RefSeq and is a predicted model, not a curated record. NCBI's taxonomy places the organism in Eukaryota, Metazoa, Nematoda, Chromadorea, Rhabditida, Strongyloididae. The transcript has 2 exons.
AUGCCACCAAAAACCUCAAAGAAGGCUGAUGCAAAGGCUUCUAAAGCCCCCGCUAAAAAGAAGGAAGGAUCCGGAGGAAAAGCUAAAAAGAAGAAGUGGUCCAAAGGAAAAGUCCGUGAUAAACUUAACAAUAUGGUCCUUUUCGACAAACCUACAUACGAUAAACUCUACAAAGAAGUUGUUACAUGUAAACUCAUUACUCCAUCAGUUGUUUCGGAACGCUUAAAGUGCCGUGCUUCUCUUGCUAAGGCUGCUUUAAGGGAACUCUAUGCUAAAGGACUUAUCAAACUCGUUGUUAAAUCAAGCUCUCAAUUGGUUUACACUCGUGCUACUAUGGUUGAUGAUGCUGAAUAA